ACGCCCAAUGAGACGAACGCGCCCGUUAGGAGCAGACCCACGCAAUGCACACGUGGAGGGAACAGAGGUGGAGGGAGGCAGGCAGGAGAGGACUCCCCGCAGAGGCAGAGACGACAGGGAGAGCGGCGGGGGCGGGCGGGGGGAGAGACGCGGAGAGACGCGCGGACGGAUUGGAGAGCGCGCAGGGCACUCCGGAGAAAGGGCGGGCGAGAUGGCGUCUGACAUGCGUCAGGAGCCGGUGCCCGUCCCAGCGACCUCGGAGCUGUCAAACUGCCAGGACCCCACCGCCCGCGCGCUCGCCACGAAGAUCCCCGAUCCCAGCCAGCCCGACGCGGUCAAAUCGCCCGCCCACCGCGAACACCUCCACGCCGUGGCCACCGCCAACUCUUCAACCUCCUCCUCCUCCUCGUCGUCCUCCUCCUCCUCCACCUCGUCCUCCUCGUCCUCCUCGUGCGUGACGGCUUCUCCGACGUCCCCGUCGUCCAACUCGUCGGGAUCGUGUGCGCAACGGGCGCCAGCGCAGGACCAGGCGAGGCAGCGAGGGGCAGCCGGGGAGAUGGCGACCCCGGCGAGGGAGGUGGUCGCGGAGGUCAGCGAGGUCAGCGAGGAGGUCAGUGAGGAGGUCGAGGAGGUCGUGGGGGCGGGAGCGGCGUGCCAAGGGCAGAGGAAAAGCGCCGCCGAGCAGCCGCCCCGCUGCCACUCCGCGGCCAAAAACGGCUGCCUCGACUCCCCCUCGUUCUCCUCCUCUUCGACGGAGCCGUCGCAUCCGAGGGUCGGGCAGGUCCGGGCGGCGGAGGUGGUCGCCGCGGAGGUUCGCGGCGACGCAGCCGGGGAGUCGAGCCGAGGCGCCGAGGUGAGCGCGGCGCGAGCCGCCGGCGUCCCCUCGGCGGCCCCGGCACCGCGCGGCCUCCCCCAGGACGGGCACGGCUGCCGGCCCAAGCGAGAGGCCUCGGGCCACGCGGAGGCGAGGGUGCUCGAGGCGGGAUCACGCAACGAGCACGGCGAGUUGCGGUCGAAUCGCCCUGAGCAGCAGGCACAGCAGCAACUGAUGCUUGAGCAGCAGCAGCAGCCAGAGCAUCAGCCACAGCAGCAGACACGGCAACAACAACAACGACAGCCGCAGCAGAAUCAGCAGCAGCAAAAACUCCAGCUUCAGCCGCAGCAGCAAAAUCAGCUUCAGCAGCAGCAUCAGCAAAAGCUUGAGGAGUGCGCAUCGAAGAGCAGGGAGGUCGGCACCAUGACGUCCCCGUGCCACACGCAGCAGCAGCAGCAGAAGCGCGACGCCGAGACGCAGGCGACGCAAGCGGCCCCCAGCCGCCGCUCCGUGGCCACGAGCCCCAGGACCCCCCCCUCGGGGACCUCCCCGGUUCACGUCUACCCGGAGGUGAACCUGGGGGGUGGCGGCGGCGGGAAGAAGGGCACCAAGGCGACGAGGGCGAGCAAGAAGUCGAGCGGCUCGGGCAACCGGGCCCGCAGCCCGACGGCGUCGGCGGCGGUGGGUGACGAGGAGGAGGGCGGCUCGGGCGACGAGGAGGAGGACAAGUCGCCGGUGCGCGAGGUGCGCUGGGACGACAAGGGCAUGACGUGGGAGGUGUACGGAGCCUCCAUGGACGUCGAGGUGCUGGGGCUCGCCAUACAGAAGCACCUGGAGCAGCAGAUCGAGCAGCACUCGCGAGAGCGCAGCACGCGCAGCGACAGCACCGUGGCCGCCACGCAGCAGCUGCCCCAGGAGCAGCAGCAGCUGGCACAACCGCCCGAGCAGCAGCAGCAGCAGGCGCCACCGCCUCCGCUGCAGAAGCAGCAGCAGCUGCGGCAGGCGUCGCAGGCGCAGCUGCAACCGCUGCCCCUGCAGUCGCAGCAGCAGCAGCAACAGCAGCAGCAGCAACAGCAGCAGCAGCAGCCACAGCCGCCCGGGGUGGAGGAAGCGAAAGGUCGAGCCAAGAGGUCGAGACACUCCGCGGUGCUGCGGACCGUGCUGCAGAACGUGCGCCAGCCGCGGUGCUGCACGCGCGCCAACUCCAUCGCGGACUGAGCGCACCCAACCCCAGCGCUGCACAUCCACCACGGCCACCUCUACCACGGCCACCUCUACCACGGCCACAUCCACCACGGCCACCUCCACCACGGCCACCACCGCCACCUCCAUUGCCACCACCACCACCACCACCUCCAUUGCCACCACUACCACCACCACCGCCACCAUCGCCACCUCCACCACCGCCACCACCACCACCGCCACCCCCGCCACCUCCACCACGGCCACCUCCACCACGGCCACCUCCACCACGGCCACCUCCACCACCACCACCUCCACCACGGCCACCACCACCACUUCCACAAUGGCCACCUCCACCACCGCCACCACGGCCACCUCCACCACCUCCACCACGGCCACCACGGCCACCUCCACCACCACCACUUCCACAAUGGCACCUCCACCACCGUCACCACGGCCACCUCCACCACCUCCACCACAGCCACUACCUCCACCACGGCCACCUCCAUCACCUCCACCAUGGCCACCACCACCUCCACCAUGGCCACUUCCACCAUGGCCACCUCCACCACCACCACCUCCACCACGGCCACCACCGCCAUUUCCACCACAGUCACCUCCACCAUCGCCACCUCCACCACGACCACCUCCACCACGGCCACCUCCACCACGGCCACCUCCACCACCGCCACCUCCACCACGGCCACCUCCACCACCGCCACCACGGCUACCUCCACCACCACCACGGCCACUGCCACCACCGCCACCACCGCCACCUCCAGCGCCGAGACGAGGCGCUGGUAGAACAUGGGGGCACGACAAAGCGUCGUGCCAGCCAAACAAACGCUCGCCCACAACCCUCUUGCCGCCGAGCCGUGCACUAAGUUCUACGCCUCUCUCGCUGACAACUCGCCGCUAUCGCUUCAGCCCACCCGGUCACGGGCGCCAAAUCCCCCGCCUCUCCGAAAGCCCCCACCAACGCGCCGAUCAGCCACAAGUUCUGGACCUCGCUUUGACCCCGACAGUGACCCUGACCCUGACCGACCAGCCAAACCGGGACACCUGGUGCCAGCCCUGCCGCUGUGAGUCCUGAAGAGACCUCCAGUGAUUUGCCUGGGCACCCAAUUCACGUCGUGUUGUCUGUCCGACUCGGGGUUCACAGCCCUGCUCGUUUACCGAAUGCUUUUGUCGGGAUGACGAAUCGCGUUGAGCUAUGGUGCGUCACUGGCCGAAACAUUCGCGUGUUUAAAUUGAAAUAAGCAAAUACGUUCUGCUUAGAAUUCAGUGCCAUGCGGUCGUCCAUUUGCUGUCGUGGGUUUCACUCAUCACUCACGCCAACCCUUGCUGUUGAUAAUUGAACCAUUGUCAGAUCUGACUUCCAUCAGCGCUCUCGCCUGAUCAUUCAGUGACAUCAGCAGCAUCUCCCCUCCGCUGGGUCCGAUACAAUACAAGACGGAACCCCCACGUCUCUCUAACGCAACCACCUCAACAUCACACGGCCCCUCCCUCGGAGCGAUGGCAACUUGUCAGGAUGAGACUCGAUGGAAGCCCUCAAACAUCUUGAGAAAAUCGCAGACGAUGGGACUCAUGAGAGGUUCCGUUUGGUGGGAGCCGACAGAUCUAGAGUGGCAGGCGUGGCUCGUUGAGUCCGCGUGGAUGUCGUGGAGGAGAGAGCACGCGCGACCCAUCAAUCGUGGAGGUUGAUCACACACUCCGCCAAGCGCAAUGUUUAGAAAACACAGACGCAGCAGCCCGUUGGCUGUGCCGCAGCUGUGGUGCACGCGCCACUCGAGCGUCGCGGCACCAAACGCAGCGAUCUGUGCCGCCGAAUGUUCUUCUGCGCGUGACGACGGAUUCGCCCAUCAGAGUCGAUUCCUGCGCUCACGAUGCACGCACCGAGUUGUGUGUGUGCGCGUGUGCCGAGGAGCGACGAAUUACAACGGAUGCAAAUGACGUAAAGGCCACCCGCUAUUGAUGGGCAGGAGGAGAGGCGAGCAGCGGUGGGUAGCCGAGCGCGCACGCCAACCAAGCGCCCCAGCCCGAGUCUUCAAACCGAUUGGUCAAGCAGCCACCCGCCGGCACGAGCGCCCCACGCCGAACUCGUCACCGACUCGCCGGACACAGCCCCAAGAGCCACGCCUGCUGCAGAGCUUUCGCCGCCCGGGUUGCCUUCUCAUGUUGGUGUUGUUGCUGUUGUUCACUUCUCAUUGUCGGUGUCCACAAUUCGGUGUGUGCGUAGCGCUGAUUUUAACAAGAAAAAUACACGCGUAUAGAUGCCACUGUUUCAAACAAACAAACAAAAGUCCGCCGGCAGCGAGAGUCUGGUGUGUGUCUGCGGGGACGUGCUCACUGCGGAGUCGAUGUUUGUUUGCGAGCUGACGUCUCCACCGUGUCCCACUCAUCCCAGCGACCGGUGGCUGCAGUCUUACAAACAGCCGCUGGGUUCUAUUAUUCUGUGUCUGCUGGCUCUCACACACACCACACGCACGCACACACACAACGCGACUCUAAUAAGGGUCAACUCUGUCCCUGUGCUCAAACGAGCACCGGCACUGUGGACAGCGGAGAGUAGUGCAGCAAAAUGCAGUGUUGUACUGUAAUUGUAUGCUCCCCCCCACCUUUGCCAACCCACACUGACCGCAGAGUAAUGAAGAAUGGUCAAGUAAUGCCCCCCCCCACACCGCUCCAGGAGAACCGCGCAGCGUUAGGUCAUCAUCCAGCAGUGGAUUGAUCAGCCCCAGCUGUACCCCGAGCCCUACCGCUGGCGAUUUCCCAGGCACCUGUGUCGCGUGUUUAUUUUUAUCUUCAGUUUUAGCGUUGAUAGUGCCACAACAAAUCUAUCAGACUGAGACGCGUUCGAAGAGACGCGGAACUCGGUCGAACGCAAGCGGACCCCGAAAGAUGACCCUGAUAUGAGGCCCACUAAAAAAGGGGGUAUUUACAGCACUUAUAUUUGAGUGCUCGCUUGACCGGUGAGACAUGAAGACGGAUUGGGGAGGCAUUGAUCUCGCAAUGGAUUGAUCAUGGCUGGCGAUGAUACGGCAAACAGAUGCCGAAUGUCACUUCGGGGAAAGCUGCAGUGAAGGCAAUUGUGAAAAAUAAUAAAAGUGGUGAAUGCGAAUAUUUGUCAAUAACAAGCCCCCUUCAAAUGCGCGCCUCCUCUCCGCUAUUGAAAUCGCCCUCCAAACAGCGAACACGAUGUGUGAUUGCAUAAUUAAAAACAAGCGUGAGAACGUGCGUUUUGUACAAAAACGAGCACACACGGUGACGUCAGAAAGUUCUUCACUCGUGCCAGGGGGUUUGACACAUGUUUUAUUUACGUCCAGCAUUCUGGCAUCUCCUGUAUAAACAAAUAUCGAUUCUCAUUAUUAAUACACGGGCAGCUUGUGCGGCUAAUUGGCGAUGCUUUACUCGUGAAUAAUAGCACAUGGCACAAGCCACAUGGACCAAUGUCCUACAGUGGACACACCUUGAGUCACCGACGGUCUUGGCGAGACCCAUUUUUUCUGUUAUUCAAGAGAAACGGGUGCUGAGCUACAGAGUAUGGCUCCGCACACACAGUUCGAAUAUCGCACAAGAAUUCUCAACGUCUUAAAGGGCCCCUCGCUCUCGCAGGAAAAUUGCUUUUGCAAUUCUUUCUUUUUCUUUGCGGCGAGCGCAGUGAAAGAGGUGCUGUACACCAACAAACCACGAAUUGCCCAUGUAGGAUGAACAUGGCUGCUAAGGCUUCGAUAAUCUGCCGAUGGAAACGGUCUGUCAGAGAGAGAGAGAUUGUGUUUCGUAGUAUUCAUUGAGGGAGCAAUAGGUACACACGGGGGACAACCCUCACAAACUUUUUGGUGACAGAUGUCUUUUUUUUUCUGCGGCAGCCACGUCGGCGAAUUAGACACGGUGGCACGUGUCACGUGCAAGCAUUGAGUUCGACAUCGCUAUAGUUCAGAGAUGGGACAUUCCAUGCUGCUCAACAAUGUGAUGGUACCUCGCUCAUGUUGUGCCCUUUAUUUACCCACUCACUGAGUUUCAAGACUUUCAAGAGGUGCCCGCAUUGGAACAUUGGGCCAAAUCUGCGAAUGUUUGGCUUCGUGUGGCAGGAAACAAAAACACGGAACUCGGAGCUCUGCACAGUUAUAUUCAAGAACCCAUUGCUGUCCUGCCAAUUCCUGGCCACCUCGCAUUGCAAGCCUACAACGCACGGUGGUCUAAUCCAAGUACUAUCCGUGCUCAAAACCUGUUUAGCUUCGCUGUUUUGAUAAAACGUGGGCGUGCAUUCAGGAGGACGUGGUCACACGAACUCGCGUUUAGCUUUGUGUCUCUUUAUGUCGCCCACUAUAACGCACCUUGUACAAGCACUGUGGAAAUGUAGCAACAGAAGGUACAAAAACUUGUUAAAGUGAAUCGGACGGACACUUGAACAAAUAUGAUGAGCGUUGGAUUUGAACUCCGGAUCCACAUCAAAAACACUACUGGCAUAAACUACCAAUUGCAUAUGAGUGGUUGGUCUUGUUUUGGACGAUUCAAAUAUUUAAGUCGAAUAGGUCUCCAACGUUGGCCGGUGAUCAUCUCCAUCGGGCGGUGCCGAGUCAGCGGCAGAAGGAAAUUCCACAUUCCUACGACCGGUGGCUGUCCCUGCAUAGAGACAACCGUUAAAACGUCCGAUAAAGUUGUACUCGCUUCACCGUCCCUGCAGGGAUUAAUGUGGCCGAGUAGAACCCCCUAAUGGUAUUUAAAACAGAACUAUUGAGAGUUUGGCGAGUUUUGUCCGGCCGGAUAGAGAGGGUUUCACUUCUUUAGUUUUAGCACCUUGUGUGUGAGUGUUUUUUUUUCUAUGGUGAAGAAUUAUUACAAACUUCAUCUGCGACACAUACGGGCAGAUUUGUUGAGAAGCAGUGUUCACGAUUAUUAUAAAAAUAUAUAUACUAUCCCACACGCAGUGGCCGCGUUGCGUGUGAUUGGUUGAAAUGACGAUCCCGUCUGAUGCGUAAACACUCACCGCGCGCGUGCUGUUUAUAAAACAACAAGUGUCUUGUGAGCACUUCUUUAGGCAUAUAGGUCGAUUUUUUUAAACAUAUAUUCACGGUAUGCAGUAAAAGGUAAAACGGUGUAGAGAGAUCGAGAGCCUUCGAGGCCCCUGUGAUACACACGCGUAAUUAUAUUCACAUUUUUUGUUUUUUUAUAUGCAGUGUCUGUCUAGGUUGAAGAGGCAGGGUAGUACGUUGAGUAUGGUGGAAAUAUAAAAAAUAUAUAACACACACGAAAAGUAAACGUAAUGUAUGAUAUGCAGUAUAGGAUACAGAGGGCUCUAUUCUGGAUUUUAAAACCAUGCUAAGUGGUACAAGUGGUCAUGGGGUUAGGUUGUUUCAUAGACAAAUACAUAUUAUUAUUAUUUGAGAGAAUACAACACAUGCGGGAGGGGAAAUUGGUUUAGAAAAGUAGAACACUUUGCUGUGAUGCUACGUCAAGUAGUAUUGGUGUUGGUUCAUGGCUCUGCAUCUUGCCCAUGCAUUCACUGUGAGCCUGGAAUAAUAGGAAGUUAAUUUCAUCUCCAGAGACAAUUGCACUCGAUGAUGAAAGGACACAACUCUGUAUUACGGAUACACGCUGUAGCCUAGAGAUAUAAUUGUAUAUUAAAUACACACAGGCACAGACACACAACUGCCAUGCAUCCAAACACACAAGCACGUGCACACUCAAUUGUUUAAAAAAACGAGGACUUACAGUAAGUGAUGUUUGCCAAAAACAGCAGCCGUAGAUAUUUUUUCCCGUUUGUUCUCUCGUGCCGUGAAGCAGAGGUUGUGUAUUCAUUAAAGGUGGAAAUCGCUUUACUGUCGAAUAAUAAACAAGGACAAUCUCACGUUUUCUUGACCUCAAUCAUCAUACUUUACAGUGUAUGUUGAACUUCUUCCGCACCGUACGUAGCCAACCGUGCUAAUCGGAGGUGCGGGGGAAGGACAACAAACUAAACACAAAAAGCAGUUCUUAAAAAAUGAGUUUUCAAUCGAGAUUUAAAAGCGCAUCAUAGCUCCAGUUGACGUCCUAAUAUGGGAAGGAAGAGCGUUCCAGACGGCCGCGCAAGCGCAUCUGAAAGCGCCGCGCGAUGCGGUGGCCGCCAUCUUUGUUCGAUGGCUGCGAGGAUGACCACUGGAGUUUGCGUGAUGAUGGUUUAUGUUCCUAAACGAGAUCAGCAAGGUAUUAUGGUUCAUUUGUGGCAAGCACUUUACGUGUGGUAAUGAGUGCGACCUCAUAAUGUAUUCGUUCAGCAAUCGGAAGCCCAAUGCAACUCGGCGAGCACUCGACGGACAUGGUCGGAUCUUUCAGUGACCGUCACGACGCGUGCUAACGAAUGUUGUACACGCUUCAGCUUGGUCAUAUUUUUUGGCAGAUGUUCCUUAGAGUAGCGAGUUGUGACGAUCGAGCUUUGUCGAUACUAUACUAUGUUACACGCCACCGUGUUCGCUAUUUCACGACACAACGGUGGUCGAAUGUGUUGUAGAGCCCCGAUAUGAAAAUUAUGACGAUGAACCUGGCUUCUUGUUAUCCCGUGGCUCCAAGGGCACUGUAGUUCCUGUCAUGGACGUCACGAACCACCUCCAAUUAAAUCCGAUCUCGUGCUCGUAUUACGUUUACACUUGUGGUAGCUGCUGCUGUUGUAAUUCCAUCCAUCUCACUCAGGGGAUGGACACCCCCCCCCCCCCGCAUCAGCAAGUGCCCCUUGCAGUGACAUAAGUGA
This is a messenger RNA of Lethenteron reissneri (Far Eastern brook lamprey), 8723 nucleotides long. Its product is annotated as PH domain-containing protein DDB_G0275795-like. NCBI's taxonomy places the organism in Eukaryota, Metazoa, Chordata, Hyperoartia, Petromyzontiformes, Petromyzontidae. Gene Ontology annotation, cellular component: plasma membrane. Gene Ontology annotation, biological process: neuron projection development. The record is from RefSeq and is a predicted model, not a curated record.